GUAUAAUGGUAUCAUGGUCGGUACUUUUGACAACACUAACCGGACGAAGACAGAAUGAACAGACAUGACUAAGUAGGGGUGCUAAUCAGGGACAGACAGGUGAGAGGAUCAAAUAAUAAUGACACAACAUGAACAGGAACAUAACUGUGUGACAGUUCGCCCCACUCCCGGAAAGCGCGGCCUCGCGCGACUUAACAACAAAGGGAGAGACGGAGGGGGACUUAGGAGGAGGACAAAGGAGAGGAUGUGGGGUGGUGACAGGAUGGCAAAGGGCUGGCAGGAAGGAAGGCAAACAGUACAGGUGGAGGUUUGGGCGGAGGACGGACAUCCAGGAGGAGGACGACAAACAGAAUCCAGGGUGGAGAUGAUGGAGGGAGGAGGCAGGGAGGAGAUAGGAGGGACUUGGAGCAGGAGGAGCCAGGCGGGACCCAGGCCACAGCCAAGAAGGCGACCCACAGUGGAGGCAACAGAGGGAGGCGCCAUGGUGGAGGAAGGGCUGCCGACUCCAGGGGGCCUACCGACGGCGGUCGGAACAGGUGGUGGAGAAGCCCGAGGUGGAGACGGAGAGCCGGUGAGCCAGGGCGACAAGGAGGAUCCGAGGAGCAGAUGGCACCGAGGUGGAGCGACAGAGGACCGAGGUGGAGCCGGAGGGAAGGAGGAGCCUGACAGAGCCAGAGGGACGAAAGGACGAGGUGCAGCCGGAGGAGUGGAGUCCCGAGGUGGAGGAUGGUUGACGACAGACCAAGGUGGAGCUGGUGGGACGAGGGAACCCGGCGGAGCUGGUGGACUGACAGGCCACGGCGGAGAGCCACAACGCUGAUGGAGACUGGCAGACCCACGGCGAUCCCACUGCACAGAUGGUGGGCUGAGGCUUUCCUGGGUUUCCAGUGUGUCAGCUCAUAUUGUAGUGGAUUCGAAGUGGUCCAGACCCUCCGCUGAGCUCCUUCAGUGAAGACAGCAUUUGGACAACAGUCAUGGCCAAUGGAGGUGAUGGAGCCGGGAUCACAACUUUCUCUAUUAAAUGGUAAUUUCGAAACAAUAGGGAGGCAUCACUCUUUAACAUGGUCCAGAUGAUAGCAGCAUGUCCCCUGCUGGGCUGUUCUGUCCUUCUGCUGGAUAUAAUUCAAUGAUCUGAUCAGUACAAUAACAAUGAUGUGCUCUAUUAUUGCUGCUGCCUUUGCCAGUCUGCGGGGGCCAGUUUGAGAGACCCCCUCUACUCUCGCUUUCAUUCACACUCACCCUUUUUGCCUUUCCUCCAUAACAAAAGCAUUAACAUCUGUUAAACAGGUUGAGCGGGUGAGGAUGGAGAGAUGGGAUGUUAGAGCUAUGUAUGAUGCCUGUAUAUUUUUCAACUCUUGAAAUGCACCUCUUCUGCUUUUCUGUCAUACAGGACCAGCAACUGAAAACACUAUAGAUGUACCUGGAAAUUUACAGUAAAAAAAGUAAUGCAAAGUUAUGGUUGCCAGAACUUUACUGUACAAUUUACAGUAAAAACUGUAUUUUAUAUGUAAUAUAUGUUAUAUAGCAACCUAUUCAAAUGCUAAUAUAUGUAUUGUACCUUUGUAAUACAAUGACAACCACCAAAAACAGGUGGUAAUGAGAAAGACAUGUAAUGAAUCAAAGCGUAUCAGCUCUUCCACAAGCUGAGGACAUAAAUACUAAUAUAUAAAAGGUGCACAGUGUCAUUCACACAAACACUAAACAGCAUCAUGGUAACACACAACACAAAAAAGUAAAGUAAUGCAAUAAACAUUUAACAACAUUAGAUGUAUCAUAAAACCCUAAUGCAGCCUACGUAACUGAUAAGAAAUAACUAAGAAGAAACCGUUACAAAAUAUCAAAUGUGAAGUGUCACUCUAAAUCAAGGUUCCUCAAUAAGUUUUCACUAAGGGCCAAAUUUUGUCAACAAUACCAAGCCAAGGCCCACUGACCGCAAUGUUACGACCAAAAUGUUUGC
Molecule: messenger RNA, 1957 nt
Organism: Onychostoma macrolepis
Lineage: Eukaryota; Metazoa; Chordata; Actinopteri; Cypriniformes; Cyprinidae
Product: PE-PGRS family protein PE_PGRS16-like
Exons: 2
Coding region: 119-820 (233 amino acids)
Source: RefSeq, a predicted model, not a curated record